Messenger RNA from Cylicocyclus nassatus, 2392 nucleotides. Lineage: Eukaryota; Metazoa; Nematoda; Chromadorea; Rhabditida; Strongylidae. The record is from the annotation of a GenBank genome assembly.
CUUCUACCAGUUCGUCGAUAUUAUUCAUUGCAUUCCACUUCAUAUGAUUCGACUGUUAUCAACUCGCUCAUUGAGGGCCCUGCGAGUUCUUCGAUACUCUACUGCCUACGAGUCACUGCCAAUUAACAAAAAAUGGUCAGAGAUAGCAAAGAAAGCAAUGAGAGGAAAAGAGCCGGAUUCGCUCAUAUGGCACACACCCGAAGGCAUUAAUAUCAAACCGUUGUACCUCAAAGAGGACAGAAAAUGUGAUGCUGAAAGACCUGAUGAGAAACGGAUUCAGUUGCCCGGAUGCUAUCCGUAUACUCGUGGGCCUUAUCCGACGAUGUAUACCCAAAGGCCAUGGACAAUUAGGCAGUAUGCGGGCUUCUCAACAGUCAAGGAAUCAAACGAAUUCUACAAGGCAAAUAUAGCGGCUGGGCAACAAGGACUUUCCGUAGCGUUUGAUCUCGCCACCCAUAGAGGCUAUGAUUCGGAUAAUCCGAGAGUAACCGGAGAUGUUGGCAUGGCUGGAGUUGCUGUGGAUUCAGUUGAAGACAUGAAAGAACUUUUUGAUGGGAUUGACCUAUCAAAGAUGAGUGUUUCGAUGACAAUGAAUGGAGCAGUUAUACCCGUCCUUGCAAUGUAUAUCGUCGCUGCAGAAGAGGCAGGAGUAGCGCGCAAAAAUCUCAAAGGAACUAUUCAAAACGACAUUCUUAAAGAGUUUAUGGUCCGUAACACAUACAUCUAUCCACCAGAACCAUCGAUGCGUAUAAUUGGCGAUAUCUUCGCCUAUAGCAGCAAAGAAAUGCCAAAAUGGAAUUGUAUCUCAAUUUCUGGCUAUCAUAUGCAAGAAGCUGGAGCCGACGCAGCUCUUGAGAUGGCUUUCACAAUAGCCGAUGGUCUGCAGUACUGUCAAACGGGGAUCGACGCUGGACUGAGCAUUGACUCGUUUGCACCUCGUCUCAGCUUCUUCUGGGGCAUCAGCAUGAAUUUCUAUAUGGAAAUAGCAAAAAUGCGAGCUGCUCGCCGUCUUUGGGCUGAAAUCAUGCAACAGCGAUUCAAGCCGAAGAAGAAGAAGUCACUCUUACUGCGUACUCAUUCACAAACUAGUGGAUGGUCGCUCACAGAGCAGGAUCCGUACAACAACAUCGUCCGAACAACUAUCGAAGCGCUGGCUGCUGUGUUUGGUGGAACACAAUCACUUCACACAAACUCGUUCGAUGAAGCGAUAGCUUUGCCUACGAAAACGUCUGCACAUAUUGCCCGAAACACUCAAAUCAUAAUUCAGGAAGAGAGUGGAAUCUGCAAGGUUGCUGAUCCAUGGGGAGGGUCCUAUCUGAUCGAGUCAUUGACGGACGAAAUUUAUCAAAAAGCAAGAAAAAUCAUAGCCGAAGUUGACGAACUUGGUGGAAUGGCCAAAGCAGUAGCAAGUGGCAUGGCAAAAACAAAAAUUGAAGAAUCUGCUGCUAAAAAACAAGCUCGAAUCGAUUCGGGCAAAGAUGUGAUUGUUGGUGUUAAUAAGUAUCUAACAGAUGAGAAAACACAAUUUGAAGUGCUAAAAGUAGACAACAAAAAAGUCGCUGAAACACAAUUUCAUAGGUUAGAACAACUACGUAAUUCAAGAGAUCAUCAUGCUGUGGAUCGAACUCUUGAAGCCCUUACCAAAGGAGCUGCCGGCAAAGAAAAUCUUCUUGCUUUGGCCGUUGAAGCUGCUCGGGCCCGCUGUACAGUGGGAGAAAUAAGUCUAGCAAUGGAGAAGGUCUUCACCCGCUAUGUUGCUCACCACAAAUUAUUGACUGGUGCAUAUAAGUCCUCAUACGGAAACAGUGACAAGAUAGCUGAGCUGAAUGAACGAAUCAAAAAAUUCGCCGAAAAGGAAGGUCGUCAACCCCGUAUAAUGGUCACAAAAAUGGGCCAGGAUGGGCACGAUCGUGGAGCAAAAGUUAUUGCGUCUGCAUUCGCGGACUUUGGGUUUGAUGUGGAUGUUGGACCCCUCUUCCAAACCCCUAGUGAAGCUGCUCGAGCAGCCGUCGAUGCAGAUGUUCAUGUGAUUGGAGUCAGCUCUCUAGCUGGUGGUCAUCGGACCCUUGUUCCACAACUUAUUCAAGAACUGGUGAAACUGAAGAGAGAGGACAUUCUGUUGGUAGUAGGAGGGGUGAUACCCGAACAAGAUUUCGAUGAUCUCUACAAAAUUGGUGUGCAUCUGAUUUUUGGACCGGGCACUAAAAUUCCUGAAUGCGCCGAAAAGAUCAUCGAAAAACUUGAAGAAGAUCAAGAGAGACGCGAGGCCGCAUUAUAAGAGUUUUUGUGUUUUUCUUUUCUGUUGAACACACAAAUGCAUCAAUGGCACUGUCACCUUAUGAUCAGUGACAGUUCGUCGUGUUUAGCUUCUUGUAGGAAUAAAUGUUUGGAG